Messenger RNA from Linnemannia hyalina, 690 nucleotides. NCBI's taxonomy places the organism in Eukaryota, Fungi, Mortierellomycota, Mortierellomycetes, Mortierellales, Mortierellaceae. The record is from the annotation of a GenBank genome assembly.
AUGGCAUCUAGGAAGAAAGUCCUCUUGAAGGUCAUUAUUCUCGGCGAGAGUGGUGUCGGAAAGACGUCGCUGAUGAACCAGUAUGUCAACAAAAAGUUCAGCAACCAGUACAAGGCCACCAUCGGUGCCGACUUCUUGACUAAGGAGGUUCUUGUCGAUGAUCGCCUCGUGACCAUGCAGAUUUGGGACACUGCCGGACAGGAGCGUUUCCAGUCCUUGGGAGUUGCAUUCUACCGCGGAGCCGACUGCUGUGUGCUCGUGUACGACGUCAACAACGCAAAGAGUUUCGAGACCUUGGAGAGCUGGAGAGACGAAUUCUUGAUCCAGGCCUCCCCUCGUGGGCCCGAGAACUUUCCUUUUGUCGUCAUUGGCAACAAGAUCGAUAUGGAGGAGUCCAAGCGCAUGAUGUGGGAUCAAACAAUGACCGACUUGCGCGCGCGAUCAGAUCUGGAUAUCUACAUCUACGACGGUGUCAUUGAGAUUUCUCAAAAGCGCGCUAUGGCCUGGUGCCAGUCCAAGGGCAACAUUCCUUACUUUGAGACUUCUGCCAAGGAGGCCAUCAACGUCGAGCAGGCUUUCCAGACCAUCGCCAAGAACGCUCUCCAGCAGGAGGUCGAGGUCGAGAUUGAUUUCCCCGAUCCCAUCAAGAUCGACAGCGACACCUCCAAGGACUUUGGAUGCGCUUGUUAG